AUGGACAAUCUUCUGGCACCUCUGGGAGCUUCUUCCCAUCUCGAUGAGGCCAACAGAGUGCGUCUUCAAGAUGGACUACGCGAGGCAGCUGAGGCUUUGGAGACACCUUAUGAUAUGAUGAUUCGCUUUUUGAAUGCUGGCAGACAAUUGUCAAUGAUCAAGAUUGGAUAUGACUUGGAUAUCUUCACUACUUUGGCCGACGGAGAGCCAAAAUCUGUCGAGCAGCUUGCGGCACACAAAGGCGCCGAUCCGCUUCUGAUGUCUCGUGUCCUGCGAUUCCUUUCAGCAAACCGUUUGAUUGCCGAGACAAGCAAGGAUGUUUUUGCUGGUAAUCAAUCUACAAAGUCACUGUCUGACCCUCGAAUCCAGGGUGGAUUGCUUCACGCCUUCCACAUCAGUGUUCCGGCCUACCAGGCACUUCCAGAAUAUCUGGAGGAAAACAAAUACCAGAACAUCACUGGCGGACAGUGUGCCUGGCACAAGUCUGCCAACACUGAUUUGGAGUUCUUCCCUUGGGCGAAGCAGAACCCCAAGAUUCUUCGAUACUUCCAGCAGCUCAUGAGUGUGCCUCGAGAGGGCAGCUGGUUGGACGUCAUUCCGUUUGUCGACCCAUCUGUACCUGCAGUCGGAGAUGCAGAUGCCGACCGCACUGUGUUUGUUGACAUUGGUGGCAAUAUUGGGCACCAAUCUGCAAGGCUGCUGGCCAAACACCCGAAUUUGGGAGGAAAAAUCAUCCUACAAGAUCUUGAGGAAACCGUUCAACGUGCGCCCAAGAUCGAGGGAGUUGAAUUCAUGGUGCAUGACUUUUUCAAGGAACAGCCGGUGAAAGGUGCCAAGUACUAUUAUCUCCGCGCAAUUCUCCAUGAUUGGGAGGAUGAUAAGGCGGCCGAUAUUCUGAGAAAUAUCAUCCCCGCCAUGGCAGAAGAUUCACAGAUUCUGAUCGACGACCUGGCCCUUCCAAACACAGGAGUCCACUGGUGGAGUACGUGUAUUGACAUGCAAAUGUACAUUAUGCACGGAGCAAUGGAGCGAACUGUGGAUCAGUGGCAUUCUCUUUUGGACAAGGCAGGCUUGAAGGUUGUUGAGAUCCGAACCUAUAGUCCUGUGAUGAGAAACUCGGUUAUUGUGGCUGUUCCGAAAUAG
This is a messenger RNA of Penicillium soppii, 1143 nucleotides long. RefSeq lists its product as uncharacterized. The record is from RefSeq and is a predicted model, not a curated record. Bases 1 to 1143 code for a protein of 380 amino acids. Gene Ontology annotation, molecular function: O-methyltransferase activity. The transcript has 4 exons. Lineage: Eukaryota; Fungi; Ascomycota; Eurotiomycetes; Eurotiales; Aspergillaceae.